Talaromyces amestolkiae is the source of this 1149-nucleotide messenger RNA. RefSeq lists its product as uncharacterized. The transcript is spliced from 5 exons. The record is from RefSeq and is a predicted model, not a curated record. NCBI's taxonomy places the organism in Eukaryota, Fungi, Ascomycota, Eurotiomycetes, Eurotiales, Trichocomaceae. Gene Ontology annotation, molecular function: hydroxymethylglutaryl-CoA reductase (NADPH) activity; nucleotide binding. Bases 1 to 1149 code for a protein of 382 amino acids.
AUGGCCCUCGUUCUCCAAGCUUGCACGUUCGCCCAGCAGUAUGUCGCAUCCGUGCUGCACCCGACCCCUACAAAAUCAGCAAUGGGUCUCAAGUUGGGCGUCAUAUCGACAGCUCAAAUCAAUCCUGCUGCUAUCAUACAUCCCGCAGAAACUCAUCCAGACGUCAUCCUCCACGCAAUCGCCUCUCGCAACCUCGAAUCCGCACGGCAAGCGGCUCAGAAAUACCACUUCAAGAAAGCCUAUGGUUCAUAUCAGGACCUUCUAGAUGAUUCCGACAUUGAUAUUGUGGCUGGCAAGCAUGUCCUUUGCGAAAAGCCGUUUACUUCCAACGCGGAAGAGGCUCAUAAAUUGAUUCAGUUGGCAAAGGAGACGGGUCUUGUGUGUGAAGAAGCGUUUCACUGGCAAUUUCAUCCCGCUGCACACCUUUUCCGGGAGAUUCUGGAUUCGGGUAAAUAUGGUCGUGUUUUGCGAACGAAUGCUGUCAUGACGGCCAGUCCGGGUGUACCACAUGGCGAUAUCAGAUGGCAAUUUGAGCUCUCUGGCGGCUCGUUGAUGGACAUGACAUAUGCUCUAUCAUUCACCCGCUUCGCCGUCCACGGCUCCAAGCUCAAAGAAAUUCAAUCGGCAGUCGCUAGACCAUAUUCCAGGGAUCAGCGAGUCGACGAAGCAAUGCAUUCUCUCAUUCUCUUCGAAGACUCCAAAGACGGUCAUUUGAUCCAAAGUCGAGUUUACACGGACAUGGCUCGCCAAUGGGCUAUCAAGGGGAUCGUUCCGCGUGUCUGGGAACUUCCGUCCAUUGAAGUAGAGACCGACAAAGCGAUCAUCUACUUUUACAAUGCCAUGAUGCCGCAUUUGUAUCACUACAUUUCCAUCACGGAUAAGUCGACCGGAAAGACGCAGUAUAAGAAACAGUACAGGGGUGGACCAUGCUGGGGCGAGGCUUGGACCACGGGCGGGAAAGGUGGAAAGUCCUAUUGGAGCACGUAUCGGUACCAACUUGAGGCCUUUACCGAAAAGGUGCGAGGGAAGCAUGUGCCUUGCUGGAUUCCGGGUGAAGAGAGCAUUUUGCAGAUGGCGACUAUUGAUGCGAUUUACAAGGCUGCUGGAUUGCCUGCGAGACCGUCUGUCUCAAAGUCGGACAAGGCUUGA